GACACACACCUGCCCGCCAUCCGCAAAGUCGCGCUCGGCUGGUUCGUCACCCUUGCCUCGCACAACGCAACCGCUGCCGAGCAAGCCUGUCGUGCUCGAGUCGGCAUUCGACAUGCUCGAUGCGCAGGUGCAGCAGAUCAAUAACACCCACGCACACGCACACGGACUUGGGCAUGCCCACGCGGGUCCGUCCAACUCCUACAACACCUUAGCGAGCUCUCCCGGCGUCCGACACACGAGCCUACCGAACGGAACGUUGAAUGGCGCUGCGCCUGCUGAUCCGAGUGGGCACGGGAACGGUCACGGGCUCGAAUACACGCAUAGUGCAGGAGUAUCGCGUCAAAGAGGCCACCCGGCGGCAGCUUGAACGCCUGGCCGGUAGGGUCAGCCCCGGCGCGAAGCUGCUGGCUUUUGGAAGCAUGGCGAACGGGUUUGCGUUAAGGAAUUCAGACAUGGACCUGUGUUACUUGACGGGGAGUACGCCUGAUCCUCAGCCGAGCGCAUCAGAGCUGGUCGAGAUCUUGGCGCAAUUGAUCCGAGAAGAAACCGAUUUCAACGUGAUGCCGCUCCCCAAAGCCAGAAUCCCGAUCAUCAAGAUUAGCCGAUCUCCCACUCCGGAUCUCCCGUACGAGAUCGCGUGCGACAUUGGAUUUGAGAACAGGCUCGCAUUGGAAAACACGAGGCUGUUGCUCAGUUACGCAAUGGUCGACCCGCCUCGAUUACGAACAAUGGUGCUAUUCUUGAAAGUUUGGACAAAGAGAAGAAAGCUCAACUCGCCAUAUACAGGGACGCUAUCGUCUUAUGGGUACACGCUCCUGGCUCUUUACUAUCUCACCCAUGUCAAAAAACCGCCUGUGUUGCCCAAUCUGCAACGAAUAUGGCCCAACCGGCCGCUUUCGCCAAACGAGGUGGAGAUGAACGGCCACGACAUUUACUUUUACGAUGACAUUGCCACGCUCCGCAACGAAUGGACCUCACAGAACACGGAGAACGUCGGCGAGCUGUUGAUCGAUUUUUUCCGCUACUUUGCCAAAGAGUUCAGCUAUUCCCGCGAUGUCAUCAGCUUGCGCACCGAGAACGGGACGUUUCCCAAAGACGGCAUCAACUGGACUGGAGAGCUCUGCAUUGAAGAUCCCUUCCAAGUCGGUUACAACGUUUCACGACCGGUCACAAAAGACGGCCUCUACACAAUCCGCGGCGAGUUCAUUCGUGCCAGCAAAAUCCUUUCCAACCGAAACCAGCGUGCGUCGACGUUGAUCGCCGAGCUCUGCAAAGAACGAGAGGACGGGCUUGCGCGCGCGCCGGAGAAUCCACGCCACCCGCAUCGCUAUCCUGGUGGCUACAGCACCUUUGACUCACCUGUACGGCGCCACUAUGCAAACGCAAGUGGGGUGGGAGGAUCUUUCGCGUUCGAGGCGAUGGCCCGAGGGCUAGGCAGGGGUCAGCAAAAUCCAUUGGCUUUAUUGCCUACCGCAGCAAUGCUGGCACCGCUGUCUCACAAUGGCGGGCUAACGGGCAAGCCUGCUCGCGGGCCGCGGCGGCGAGGGCAGCAGAACAACAUGUCAAGCGCAAAGAGCGAUGACGGGAUGCAGCAUUCAGGUUCCAAUACGCUCGUUGUGCCUUACAACAAUGGUGGCGCUGGCGGAGGCGUAUCACCUGGAGGAUACGUCCUGGACCAGGCGAUCGACCUGAGCGAAGAAGUGUCGGUAGAUUCAGCCACACGCUCUGCGCGUUCCUUUUCGGACACGCUUGCUCGCUCCAAAUCAUUACCGCGGCAAUCGAUCCUGACGGUGGCGAAUGGCAUCCCGCGCCAUUCCCAGCCGCCAUCCCCGAUGACGCGCCCACAGAUGCCGACAGCAGCGCCGGGCGUCUCGCCGCCCAUGACGGAGAUCCUAGCGGCCAUAGAGGACAUGUCGGUCCAGCAGGGCGAAACACCCGGUCGACAUUCUUCCAUCAGCGACACCGGUGCGUUGCUACAAGACAGCCCGUACGCGGAUGUCAGCACCCGCUCCUCGCCCUAUCAGUACCAGACACAUUCCCCUUGGACAUUCUUGCAGCCUUCCAUCGCACCCUAUGUUCCUUACACCGGCGGCGGUGCCGCAUCUGCAUCUGCACGUCCUUCGGCUAUGGCCGCUUCUGGCUCAUCUUCACAGCAGGGUGUGGGAGGAUGGGGCUCACAAGGAACAACGCCAUAUCUAGUCCAAGAGCCCGAGAGACUCAGCAGCAGCAGCAGCAGCCAGAACAGCAGUCGGAGGCCAAGCCAUGGGGACAACGUGGCCUAUGCAGAUGGGCAUUCCCUACCAGUGGGCGAGGGCGAAGGCGCGCCGGUAAAGAUAUUGCAUUCUCCCCUUGCGCUCCACUCGGAGGUAAUUGCAGGAAAGACACUGUAGCAUAGCGGAAGCAGCGAUCGCUAGAUCUAUCUGAAUGCACAUCCAUCGGCAUCCGUGCCUAAGAAGACCGUCGCCGUGUGUAUCGUGUAUUUCGAGUUAAUAUCCUCCUUUCGAAUAAGAGCUCCGAGCCUUAGUUAAUGUUCUGUCUUCGGAGUGCGGUGGUGGCGACGGCGAGAAUGAUAAAUCACGCACCACAAACCAACACCUGAAAGC
Molecule: messenger RNA, 2603 nt
Organism: Tilletiaria anomala UBC 951
Lineage: Eukaryota; Fungi; Basidiomycota; Exobasidiomycetes; Georgefischeriales; Tilletiariaceae
Exons: 9
Coding region: 261-2390 (709 amino acids)
Biological process (GO): RNA 3'-end processing
Molecular function (GO): nucleotidyltransferase activity
Source: RefSeq, a predicted model, not a curated record